Molecule: messenger RNA, 874 nt
Organism: Suncus etruscus (white-toothed pygmy shrew)
Lineage: Eukaryota; Metazoa; Chordata; Mammalia; Eulipotyphla; Soricidae
Product: zinc finger protein 383-like
Exons: 1
Coding region: 1-834 (277 amino acids)
Source: RefSeq, a predicted model, not a curated record
AUGUCCUUCAAUUCUUCUUCUUCCUUGAUUGUACCCAAGAAAAUUCAGGCAGUAGAAAAGCCUUAUACAUGUCAGGAGUGUGGAAAGGCCUUUUCUCAAUCCUCAAUGCUUAUUAGGCAUAUGAAUGUUCAUACAGGUGAGAAACCUUAUACAUGUCAGGAUUGUGGAAAGUCCUUCACUCAGUGCUCAAAGUUUCUUGGGCACAUGAAUACUCAUUUAGGAGGGAAGGCUUAUACAUGUGAGGAGUGUGGAAAGGCCUUCAGUACACCCUCCAGGCUUAUUACCCACUUGACUAUUCAUACUGGAGAGAAGCCUUAUACAUGUGAGGAGUGUGGAAAGGCCUUCUCUCAAUCCUCAUCACUUAUCAGGCACAUGAAAAUUCAUACGGGAGAGAAGCCUUAUACGUGUCUGGAGUGUGGAAAGGCCUUUUCUCAAUCCUCAUUGCUUAUUAGGCACGUGAAUAGUCAUAGAGGAGAGAAGCAUUAUACAUGUCAGGAGUGUAGCAAAGCCUUCACUCAGUCCUCAUCGCUUUCUGUGCAUAUGAAAAUUCAUACAGGAGAGAAGCCUUAUUCAUGUCAGGAGUGUGGGAAGGCCUUCAUUCGAUCCUCAGAUGUUCUUAGGCACAUGGCGAUUCAUACAGGAGAGAAGCCUUAUACAUGUCAGGAGUGUGGAAAAGCCUUUUCUCGAUCCUCACUGCUUGUUAGACACAUGAAUAUUCAUACAGGAGAGAAGCCAUAUACAUGUCAGGAGUGUGGCAAGGCCUUCACUCGAUCCUCAAACCUUAAUAGGCACAUGACUGUUCAUACAGGAGAGAAAUCUUAUGUAUGUCAGUAGUGUGCAAAGGCCUUUUCUCAAUCCUCAAUGCUCAUUAGGC